GAGCCAGAUCGUUAUCAUUCGCGAAACAGAUUCCACCGGAACCACAGCAGACCGCAUGUACUAUACGUCGCAGAGCUGGCGGUCAACCAGUGCCAGUCCAUCGUGUCCGUUUGCGCGAUCAGCAAGACUAGUAGGGGGGGGCUUGCUAGGGAACUAGAGUAGGCUGAUGGUCACCGAACGUCAACCGAACGUGGCAAUAACCGUGAUAGUAUCCGAGUAGUGUUUCACAUUGUGAGCGGUGCCGCGUGUCGAGUGUCUUCUAACCGUUGUCGGCCAAAAUGUAGCACCAUGAAGCUGCGACAGUGCAUUCUUGAUAUCGCUGUCAUCCUGAUAACGAUUCACUCGCUGGUCGUCAUCGCGCUGCUCAUGGACUACAUCAUGGGCCACGCGGGAUGGUCGGAACAGCUGGACACGCAGAUCAUUAUGGCCGCCCUGUCGGUGUCCUUCUUUCUGAUCUGCAUCCUAACGUCCGCCUACCUGACGCACCGUGUCGGCAACUGUCUGUGGGUCGGUCCGCUGAGCGAUCAACCGUCGAUCGACACGAUGGAGCACGGUUCCGAUCCGCGCACCAUCGCACCACCACCGUCGUACGAGACCGUCAUGGGUCACCAUGCACCACCGAUCGCGAUCGUUCAGCCACCGUCCUACGAGAAGAUCAGCAAACUCAUACCUCAUCCACCUCCGCUAGAGGAAGAACCGCCACCAUCGUACGACGCCACGAUAGCAGCACUCGAUGCGUCAACACAUAUCUAACCCCUAACGGACCCGGACGGGCGUUUCCUUACGUGCCAUAUAUACCAAGUAGCUAGUCACGGAAUGGCCCCGGAUGGACGGCCACCCCAUCUAUAGGUCGCUGUCGUUGUUAUUGUUGUUGUUGUUGUUGUUGUUGUCGUGCCGUUGAUGUGGUUCGGAAUGAAGGCCAAAUAAACAACCUCUGUAUGAACAGCGCAA
This is a messenger RNA of Anopheles aquasalis, 951 nucleotides long. RefSeq lists its product as uncharacterized. NCBI's taxonomy places the organism in Eukaryota, Metazoa, Arthropoda, Insecta, Diptera, Culicidae. The record is from RefSeq and is a predicted model, not a curated record.